Pseudomyrmex gracilis is the source of this 6206-nucleotide messenger RNA. Its product is annotated as proteasome activator complex subunit 4B-like. NCBI's taxonomy places the organism in Eukaryota, Metazoa, Arthropoda, Insecta, Hymenoptera, Formicidae. The record is from RefSeq and is a predicted model, not a curated record. The transcript is spliced from 13 exons. The coding region runs from base 108 to 5579 and encodes 1823 amino acids. Gene Ontology annotation, biological process: proteasomal ubiquitin-independent protein catabolic process. Gene Ontology annotation, cellular component: nucleus; cytosol. Gene Ontology annotation, molecular function: peptidase activator activity; proteasome binding.
GUAGUACUGAUCUAAUCGGAGUUGAGUGCUCGUUAUAAACACAAAUACACGGUGACAAGAGCAUAGUUGUGUGCAAUCGCGAUUGCAAUUAAAUAAUAAAUAAAAAAAUGUCAUUCACGACAAAUCUAGGAUAUUGUCCGCAAAAAGAGUUGCGUUACACUAAACUAUUACCCUUCAAAGAUCAAGUAGAAAAAGAAUCGUUAGUAUGGCUUGUCAAGAUCAAGGAGAAUCUAGGACGCGCUGUUAUGCUUCGGGAGAUUCAACCAGCAUGUGUAUUUUGGACAAGACAAUUAUAUAUGUAUAUAGAAGUGUAUGGAUUAAAGUUUAGUAAAGAAGAUCAUAUAAUAUUUGCGAAGUUAAUGUAUGAAAUUAUUACUAUACCAAAAGUGAAUCUAAGUGUUAUGUUAAAGUGCACUAAGGUGCUUAAAGCCUUACUAAAGAAAGAAGAAUUAAUUAGUCCCGAUGAGUUAGAAAUUCCAUGGAGACCUUUAUAUAAACUGUUAUGUAAAUUUAAAAAACUGUAUUUAUAUAAUCUAAACAUACAUAAGUUCUUAGAUGACAUACGUUACAUAGUAACUUACUUUUCACUGACCGCCACACAAGAAAUAUUAGAUGAAUUAAGACCAACAUUUUGUCCGUUUAAUGCGGCAAUGAGGAACAGUAUUUAUGUUUUAUCCAUUUUGUUACCAACCAAAUUACGUCCUCAGCAUCAUUCUCUUGGAUAUGUUUUAUGGUUUGAUGAACUUAUGAACAUGUGGAAAGUAUUCCAUAAUUCGCGAAGCUGGGACAUCAGUAUACUGUACUUAAUGGGACGAUUAGCACGUGACAAUAUCGGUUAUAUUGAUUGGAAUCCGCACUUACCUGUGAUGUUUUCUAGAUUUAUACGAUAUUUAAAUCUACCUGUAAUGUAUAAAAAUGUCUCAGAUUAUAGAAUAUCUACAUUUCGUAUACCGCCGAUAUGUUCGUGGAUAGUAGGAGUUUUGGGAAAUGGCUCAGACGCGCAGAAGUAUUUAAAUACAUUCUUGAAAACUAUAGAAACCUAUAUUUAUCCAGCAAAUUAUGGGCGUUGGACAAAAAAAUUAACUAAAUUUCUUUCCAUACUUACAGAUGAGUUUCUCAUACGUUUACGCAAAGAAAGAUAUAAUAAACCUACAUGGGAAACUUCAAUUCCAAACACUUCCAAGUUAACUGAUGAUGAUAUCGAUGCUUUUGUUAAGAGUGUAUUGCCGUUGGCUAUGGUAGUUAUGUAUCACGAGGAAACAUUUACCACUGAAUAUACUGCUUUGCAAAAUCUAGCUGUGAUAAGACCGAAUUUAGUAAUACCGGAUGUGCUAGAAGAAACAUAUUUCACAUUUAAUUCUUUGAUCGAACCACAUAAACUUAUAACUUUGAUCAAGUGCAUGACAUUUCUAGCUCAACAAAUGGUGCAAGGUUCUAGAUAUAUGAAUGGAGAUCACGCCUUUCCAGAAGGACCAACACACGUAAUACCUCUGCUAUUUCUGUCAUUACCCGGAAUCGAUGCAAAUGACUUAAAAAAGUGUUAUGUUACUUUAACGUUUAUAGGUGUAUAUUGUGAGCUUAUUUCUCUUGUGGAUUGCUCACAAUGUACCACCGACAAUACAAUCGAGGAAACAGUAUGCAAAGACACAUCGCGUUUCGAGGACUUUGUACUGCAAUUUUUAGACAAAGUGUUUGAACUAAUAGGAAACCUUUCGUUCGAGAACGAUAGCAAGGAUGGGAAGACAGAUGAGUUUCAUUCGUCUUUCCGAUUGGUAGUGACACAUACAUGCGAAAUUGUGCUGUCAAACUCUAGCAAAACGAUUUUUGAUAGUGCUUUAAAUAAAUUGCGCACAUUCAUGACGGAACGAAUCUCUGAAACCAAAAUCACAGGCGAAUUAGCACAAUAUAUGUUGAGAGGAUUUGCUAAGUGUAACGGACGGGAAACAUUACGGGUACUUUUCCCUACGCUUGCGCAAACAAUUUUAUCAUUGGUCAACGAAAUAGAAGAUGUUUCGAAGGAAUAUAUUGUAGAUCAACGUCUUCUGUAUACUAUGCUUAUAUUAACCGCAGUUGUCGACACGACGGGCGAUAAUUUGUUACCNUACAUGGAUACUUUGUAUAAGAUUUUCGAUCGCAUCCUAAUUUUGAGACCGAGAUAUGAAAAUAUAACAGCGUGUACAUUGUUAAAAGAGAUUCUCACACAUUUAUCAACUAUCACUAUGUAUCCUGAAAAAGUAAUUCAUGAAGAUCCCAAUUAUUUUCAUGUUAGAGACUGGGGUAAAGGUGUGGAUGUUGAUAACUUCGAUCCAAAGUGGUAUAUUCCUGGUGCAGAAGAACUCGCUGCUGUAAAACAAAUAUUUUUAAGAUAUUUAAUAGUUCACACUGACAAACUUAAGAAGUACUGCAAAGAUCCUAGUACAUUAACUUCGGAGGAGCUGUGUAUUAGCCUACAUAUUAUAGGAUGUAUUCUUUCCGGAGCCGUAGCUGUUUUACCAGUAUGGUCAGAAACCCCGCUUGUAAUAAUCGAGUCGUCCGUAGAGUGUAAUAUAUCUGUACCACGUCAUUUUGAUAAGACAGAAUUUGUUACAAUGCCUGAUGGGAGCAACGUUAGGCAAUAUCUUGCUAGAAUUAUGAGCCAAGUACAACGGACAAUGCUCGAUAAUAGAGAAGACGAUACAAAAAGUUUCUGGGCUUUAUGUCAUAUAUGGGAAACUCUGUUUUUUGGAAAUGUGGACUAUGGAAAAAAUGUGAAAAGCAACCUUUCAACUGUAUCUCACACCAAGAAGAUGUUUGAAAAUAAAUUAGAAGGAAACAAAAAUCGCAUACUUAGAUUAUUACGCAAUCGCUGUAUAGUGCAACUACAUAUUCGAGAACUGAUGCGUAUCAGAAACUCAAGCAUAUUAACAGAAACUCACAAACAAAUAAUGAUGGAGGUAUUUACAUUGGCUAUAAGCAAAUACACGCAAAUUCGUCGACUAGGUUACUUUUUUUUCCGUGAUGCUUUCACAUUUUUCUCGUAUUCCCUUAAACAUUUUGCUCCUCAUAUGUGUGAUAUUUUGACGAAAGAUGUCGAAAACUAUGAAAAUGCGUAUAAAGGCGUUUUACAUAUUUUGCUUCAAAUUAUGUAUUCCGAUCGUGUAAAAGAAGACUGGAAUGUAUUAAAGAUAUUGUUGCCAGCCNUUGUACUUUCCAAACCAUCUGAAAAAGAAUCUCUUAUUCAGUUAAGGGAGAAUCUUACACACUACAUGAGUUGUAACUUUGGUACGUGCACGAUCGAAUUAAAAGUACCCGAUAGAUGCCUGACUGUUGCGCGUACUUUAUGGAAACACAAUCCACAUCCACUGUUGCCACAGCCCGAUGAAAAUAUGAUACAGAAUGGUGUGCAAAACUUGAAAAAAUUCAACGAAUCUAACUUAGCAGCGUAUAAUAGUCUGCGUGACGAACUGUUACGUUGUAUAUCGGAGAAACGUUUACACUGGCGGCAUAGAUUAAUGGCAAUAAGUUUUUUAUAUAAUAUUCGUCAUCCAGAUCAAAAGUAUCCCGUGCAAGCAGCACGUUACUUCUUGCAAGCUCUCAUACACGAUUCCGUACAGGAAAGACAGAUUGCUACGAAAAUAGUGGCAUGUAUGUUGAACCAACAACAGCGAAAACGUACCCGAAAGGUGAAAGUUAAGUUACACUGUCUAUCUAAGAAGAAUACCUUAAGCAAACAACAACAAUCACAACCUGUCACGUGUGGGAUAAGACCUGAUAAUAUGUGGCUGCAGUACAAUUAUAAAACUCGCCCGCUCACCGCUGAACAGUGGGAUGUGCCUAGAUACGUCCAUGAAGAAUACACCGGUUAUUAUGUUUGGCCAAAAGUUUUGAAGGUAGACGCUCCUUCGUCUAAGCAGCCUUGUCUUGACGCGGCAACGCGCGAGCUGACAGAUUGCGAAAAAGAAGUUCAUCUUUUCUUCGAUAAUCCGAAGAACGUCGAAAAACUUAUAAAUUACUUCAGUAAAGACGACGUAGUCAAAUUCGACUUGUAUAGAUAUUUGCUGUUCAAAUACUUGUUUUGCAAUCAUGGGAUCGUCCAUUUGAAGCAUUUUCUACAGCAUUUGGAGCGAUUAGUAAAAGAUUGCCACGAGAGUAGUCAACGAUGUGCCGCAGAAAUCAUAGCCGGACUCAUCAGAGGUGCUAAACAUUGGCCAUUUCAGAUGACAUGUGAUAUGUGGCAGGCGAUGUUGCCCAUCAUUAGAACUGUAAUAUCGAAUGCGACAAUGGAUACUACUAUGAACUGGAAAAAGUGCUUCUCAGAGUCACAGAAAGACAUAGAUCCGAAUAGGUCUCACUGGUUGUUGGAAUGUCUUAUGGAGGAAUCGUCUUUGGAAGAAACUUCGUUCACACAAACCACACGAUUGGACAUACUACAAAGUGUCCUCAAACAAGCUACAUGGCGAAAAACAGAACUGCUGGGUCGUUUGGUAACGCGUUUAGAAAAUCAAAUGGUAACCAAUCUCAUGCGAAGUGUUCGCAACACUUUCGGAUCGAUGCUAGUUACUAUAUUCACGGCCGAUCUUAAAAUUUCACGCAACUCAUUUGAUUCCAUAACUCCGCGAAUACAAACUUUAAUAAACAAGAUCUUGCCGCAUUUAAACCAACUCAUAAAGAAUGAUGAUGCAAAUAAAUCUGAGAAUCCGGAAAAAACAAAAGAUAUACAUGACAACACAGCUACUCUUACACUUGAUGAAUUGAACCACAUAUCUCUACAAGACGAAAUACUUACAAGAAUCUUAAAAAUUGUAUGCACGUGGAUUGAGUGUACUUUCUUUCACACAAUGUUUUGUGCACUGCCAGAAUUUUAUCAGCUAUUCCCACUUAUAUGUGAAGUAGGAACUUCGAAAAAUGAUGAAGAGCUCUAUGAUUUGUGUUUAAACGCUCUAGGACCUCUCGCACAAGCACUCGUACUACCCGAAGAUAUGUCAACUAUAUUGACAACAGUGAAAACAACAUCCGAACAUUUAUCAUGGUCUGUUAGACUUGACUGUUUAAAGUAUCUUCAAGUACUGGUCUUUCACAAUAUGAGCAUAAUUCUUAGUGAUAACACAUGGAUCGAUUGCGUAACAACUAUUGUACUGCGCCUAUUAGAGGAUGAUCGUCUUGAAGUCAGAGAGCAGGCUAGUGAAGUACUCAGUGGUCUGAUACACUGCACAUGUAUCACGGACUAUGAGAAAUUACUGGAGGAAUUUAAAAGAAAAACGAAGACGCAAUUGUACGACAAGAAGAAACCUUGUGAAGAUGUUUCGGGAAUUGCUACAAGUGCGAUACGUUUACGUCAUGGUGGUGUGCUUGGAUUGUGCGCUUUUAUUACUGCUCAUCCCUAUGAUGUACCUAAAUAUGUGCCCUCAAUUGUCGAACAUCUUAAUUGCCAUAUGAACGAUCCACAACCUAUACCGACGACAAUAAGAAAAACUUUGGAGGAUUUUAAACGAACACAUUUCGAGAACUCGACUGGAAUGAAGCAUUAUUCACAACAUUUUACGGAUGACCAAUGGGACAUUUUGCAGAAUAUAACAAUAUCACUGUCGUAUUACGCUUGAUUGAUAAAGUGACAGUACAAUGCAAUCAGCAUAGAGAUAUAGGAACUAUGAACAGUAGUAGGCGGUAUUCACGUGCUUAGUUUUUCACGUCCUUAUGCAAACUUAGCGAUUAAGUGUACACUGACUUAGAGAACCAAUUCUCAUUUUGCACACGUCAACAAACAUAACAUGCAACAAACCAAAAAUCACCUGACUCAUGAUACUGGUUUUAGGUUAUUUAGAAUGCUUUUAUUUCUUAUAUUGCAAAAUAACUAUGCGGUUCAAUUAGUUGUUUGGAUAAGAAAAAAUAUAAAUAGAGAAAAAAUAUCAGAAGUACACAUACGAAAAAAAUAUAAAUAUAAAUAAAAAAAAAUAUAAUUAGAGAAAGAACAUCAGUAGUACAUAUUAGAUUCUAAAAAGAUUAACGAUCGAAUAUAUUAUUCGUAUUUUUCUAAAUUAUUUUACUACUGACUUUUGUUACUGGUUUUGUACACAGAAGUAUAUGAUGAUUUACAACUACCUGCCUAAUAUAUAUAUAUAUUCAGCAUAGAUUUCUUGAGACUUUCUUAAAAGACAAAAUUAUAAUAUAAAACUCUGGCGAAGUAUACUAUAAUAAUCUUUAAAAUACAAACAAUUAAACACUGCCAC